Molecule: messenger RNA, 2455 nt
Organism: Megalopta genalis
Lineage: Eukaryota; Metazoa; Arthropoda; Insecta; Hymenoptera; Halictidae
Product: protein FAM114A2
Source: RefSeq, a predicted model, not a curated record
AGAACUGUACUACGUAUGCACAAGUGUUUGCUAGAGGUUAUAUAAUAUAUGACUCUUUUGCAAAAGAUUUUGAUUUAAAUAAUUGUAUUAACAUCCAUUCUUAAUGCUGAUAUUGGAAUUUUAUGUUUUUGCUAGUUAUCUCUCAUUUUAAUAGUUUUAGAAAAAUAUUUUGACCGUAACGUGGAAUUAACAUGGCAACAUCUGAAAGCGAUGAUUUUGAAAGUGCUGACGAAGAAAUGAACCAUGACAUAUCUGCAAGAAGAAGUAAUCAAACACGAAUAUGGUCUUCACCGACAACGAUAGGUUCGGAAUCUGAUGACGAUACGGAAUUUAUACCUCGUACACCAUACAAUUAUCAAAAUAUGGUGUACAGUGAAAAAAGUAAAAAGUGUUCAUCAAAGACUGACUCGACGGCAAGUAAAAACACGCCUGAUAAAGUCUCAUUUAAAGAUAAUGAAGAUGACAGCGGUAAGAAUGCAUCGAAUGACGGGAAAGGAGAACAAUUGGAAAAUAAUGUAAAGAAAACUGACGACGAGCUUACAGAUUCCAAUCUACAAACAGAGGAAUCUGUUGAAAAAACAAUAGAUUCGAGCACUAUGAUUUCGACAAUUAAAGAAAAUGAUCAAGGGGAUAGUUUGGACGAAAUUUCUGCAUGCGAUAAUACUAUAAAUAAUUUUCAAAUUAGCGCAAAUACUGUAACAACAAAUAUUCUUACGGAAAACAUAAUAGCUGAAGACAAGGAAGAUUCAUCCACAGUAUCUCUGGCACAAGACGAAUUAUCUGAAUUAGAAAUGCCAGAAGAAAUGAAAUCGGACAAAAAGUUUAAAGAAGUGUUCAAACCCGAGGGUUGGGAAGGACUUGGAAGUGAAAUUGAAUUACCCGAGGAAUUAACUGAAGAAAAAUUGCAACCGAUAUUAAAGAAAUUGUCGUUAGCUGGACAAGAAAUGCCAACUUCGUCUAGUGGAUGGGGUUGGGAUAACUGGGCUGUAAGUUCAUUAAUAAAUACGGCAACAGUUGGAGUUUCUGCGAUAACCAGUCAUGUAUCGCAAGGACUCACACUUUUGGAAGAAACUAUUGCUAUAACAGAAGAACCUAAUAUGGAUGAAACAAAUGACAAGGAAGAUUCUGCAGUAGACGAUCAUACAAUAGAAGAACAAUCUCAACUAUAUCCUUCUUUUGGUUUUGGGAACCUCUUAUCAGGUGUUUCUUCAAUAACAAAAUUGGUUGAAUCAACUGGAAGUAAAGUUAUGUCCGGUGGAUUAGGCACAUUAGAAGCCAUUGGUAAAAAGACAAUGGAGGUAUUGCAAGAAGGUGAUCCAGGCUUGAAGAAAAAAAGAGCCAUUUUUAUAAGUGAUGCAAACAAACCAAACUUGUCACAAAUCCUUCGAGAAGCUAAAGAAAAAGCAGAUACAAUUGAAAAAACAAUAGAAGAGAAACAAAAAAUGCGAAAAGUACAUUUCGAAAGCCUAUUUGAUGAUUAUCAUGGUCUUGUUCAUUUAGAAGCACUUGAAAUGUUAUCGAAACAAAGUAAUAUUAAAAUACAACAGCAUUUGUUAGGCUUAAAUAGUACUGAAUUAACUUCUAUCCAAGAGACAUUAGAAGAUGUUCAAGAAUUAUGCAAUAUAGGUGAAGAUGAUGAUGAUUGUGAAAAAGAAAAUCUAAUAAAUAAUUUAAAAUUCAGACUGCAAGAAAUAUCUAAUGAUCUUGGAGUUAAUAUCACGUAUGAAAAAUUACAUAAUGUAUGCGAGGAAUCUGAAGCCUAUCUUGUAUCGCUUCAAGCACAUACCGAAGAAGAAAUAUUUGAAAAAUCAGUUUCUAUUUUGGCACAGUUCACAGCUUUUUCUGUUGAAAGGUUUCAUAAAACUGCAGAAUUACUUUUAAUCAAGGAACACAGAAGUACAGUUAACGAAGCUGAUGCACUAGUUCAAUUGACACGUAUUCUUUCUACUCAGAUUGGAAUAUUAGCCAAUACCUAUUGUAACUUCUUGCAUACAUUAUCUAAAAUUAAGGAAACACCAGAUAGUAUUGAGACUAAUAUAACAACAAUUUUUAUGGAGGCUUCAAAUGCAAGUUCAUAUAUUCAAGAUGCUUUCAAACUGUUAAUUCCCAUAGUACAAGUUGGUGCAAUUUAAUAAUUACGGAAGACACUUUUUAAUAACAUUACAAAAAAAGAGACAAGUUUUUUUUACUAAUUUUUCACAUUACUUUUUUACGAUUCGUUUGCUACAGGGACCAAAUAAAAGAGAUUUGUACAUAAGUAUAACACAUACCACUGUACAUAUUCGUAGUGGUCGCAUUUUUAGUUAGACGCAAACUUAUUUUAGCACAGAAAAUUUCAAUAAUAAAAUAAUCUUAUCUUAUGCAUAUAUUGAAAUUAUAAGAUACUUGAGGUGCAUACAUUAGAUGGUUACAUCUUGCAUAUGUAUUAUAUAUAAAAAAAUGUUUUUGGAUAUAA